UAUCUAGUAUUUGUCUCUUAAAAUUUUUCCAGGGAAAUGAACCGUUCCAUCCAAGCAGAAAAAAUCCGGACCAAGAGAAAACCUUUCCUAAUUUUCCCGCCGGACUGGAAUUGACUUCCAACUUUUCCAACUUCUCACACAACUCCCCUGGACUCAGAUCCUCUUAGGCUUUGCUCGCUAGUUUCAGAUCCAAAGCGAGAUAGGAUGGCAAAAAAACAAUCGGAAGGAGAGCAAAUAUCAUCGGCAAAUGCAGUCUUUCUCGGAGCUUUAGCUCCCGGUGUUAACGCUCCCACAUGGACAACGCUAAGAUUUGCGUUUGUGAUGUUGGGUCUGUGCCUUGCUGUGAUGCUGGGCUUGGCAUUCUCUUCCAGUGACUCUUGGUUGGUACUUCAUGUUGCGUUCCUAGUUCUUAUCACCAUGACCCUCUUCUUGCUUCUUAGCUGGUUUCUUGCGCAGACUGGUUUGGUUUCUGUUGAACAUCAAAUUCGUGAGAUGGGCUUAGCGCCAAAUGAUCAAGAGGUGAGUAAAGAAGGCGUGAAGAAAACUGAGGAGAAAUCCCUUUAAAAGGGCAACUUAUAGUUCAUGUAAAGACAAUUACAUUUGUGAUACAAUCUUUCCAAGAGGAAUGAGAAGACAAAGGUUGUCAAAACAGCAAGCAGAUUGCAGUAGUUGUGGGAAUCAUGUUGGCCAGAGGAAUUCCAUCUUUCAGUUACUCUGGACCUCUUUCUGCUUGUGUUUGCUCUUUCUGGGUUUGAUGAAGCAGAAGCACGAGCAACACGGGAACUGAAGCAAGAACUUCAUCUCUUUGAUUUGAUGUUGUGGGAAUCAUAUUGUUUGGAGAUCUUUAUAUACACGGAGCCUUUGCUCUUUUUUUCUUUUUUUUUUGUUCCUCCCUUAGGAUGCUUCGCCUUUUCCUUAUUGUUUUUUUUCCCUUUUUUAAAGAUAAAAAGAUGCCAAGCGUAGCUUCUCCAUUUGUGUCAUCAUUGCCAUUGGGUGUAAUAUGCUCCUUGCAAUUUGUUCCUUCUGUAAGACGAAAACGUGACUACAUUUGUAUUCCUUUCAUGGAGGAUAGGAAAACACUUCGCGUGAUCGGA
Molecule: messenger RNA, 1094 nt
Organism: Prunus dulcis (almond)
Lineage: Eukaryota; Viridiplantae; Streptophyta; Magnoliopsida; Rosales; Rosaceae
Exons: 3
Coding region: 205-564 (119 amino acids)
Source: RefSeq, a predicted model, not a curated record